CGACCUCAGGGAUAACAAAUUGGAAGGAGCCAGAGAGUCCUGAACGAGUGCGGCUCCUCCCAGGCUUAUGAAGCAUCGAGCAGCGAUCAUGUGACCAUUGUAGCCGGAGAGCCGCACUGAGCCAUGUCUAGGGACGGCUGCUGUGGGCAAGUGUACAGCUGCUUAUUCGACUACGACACUCCGCGAAUAGCGCUCAUCAAGAGCAGGAAGAUCGGACUCCUCAACAGGUGGGUUUUUAUCUGGGAGAAAGGCUACCAGGAGUUUGAUACAGUGGUCAGUUCUGUGACUUCUAAAGUGAAGGGAGUGGUUGUGACCAACACAACAGAACUGGGUGUCAAGAUCUGGGAUGUGGCAGAUUACAUUAUACCAGCUCAGGAGGAAAAUGCCGUCUUUGUUAUGACCAAUUUAAUCCUUACCCAGAAUCAAACCCAAGGUCACUGCCCUGAGUUACCUGAAACCAGUUUCUGUUCCAAAGAACAACCCUGUACCCCCGGUUAUGUGGGCAAACAAAGCAACGGUGUACAGACUGGAAAGUGUGUGCCCUACAAUUCUACAGUAAAAACCUGUGAAAUUUUUGCAUGGUGUCCAGUGGAAAAUGAUACUCAUGUGCCAGAUCCAGCAUUUCUGAAUGGGGCUGAAAACUUUACAGUUCUAAUAAAGAAUAAUAUCUGGUAUCCAAAAUUCCAAGUCUCCAAACGAAACAUAUUGUCCAAUAUCAGCAGUAGUUACCUCAAAACGUGCCAGUAUGAUAAAGUGAACCACCCAUUCUGUCCAAUAUUUCGACUCGGCAACAUAGUAAAAGAAGCAGGAGAGUCUUUCAGUGACAUGGCUGUUCAGGGAGGAGUGAUGGGGAUACAAAUCAACUGGAACUGUGACCUGGACCGGAAACUUACAUACUGUGUGCCAAAAUACUCAUUCCGCCGCUUGGACAACCGAGAAAUUGAUCACAAUGUGUCUCCCGGCUAUAAUUUCAGGUUUGCUAAAUAUUAUAAGGAUAGUAACGGUGUUGAAUCCAGAACUCUGAUGAAAGUCUAUGGGAUCCGCUUUGACAUCCUGGUUUUUGGAACAGCGGGGAAAUUUGACAUUAUACCUACAAUGAUUAACAUUGGCUCCGGCGCUGCCUUGUUUGGAGUGGCAACUGUGCUGUGUGAUAUGAUCGUCUUCCAUUUCUUUAAGAAAAGACAUUACUACCGAGAAAAGAAAUACAAAUAUGUGGAAGAUUAUGAUGAACUGGUUGGCAGUGAAUGUGGAUCAAACCCUUGACCAAAGACGCAACCGGAUUGGACCCUUUUAGUUAGUAAUCGUUAAAUAACAAAUUAUAUCAUGUUGUUGGGACUGCUGGCCUGGAAAUCUCUCCACCAACGACGAUACAAUUGUACAAUUAAUGUCCCUUGUACAGCAAUGUGAAUUGAGGAUUGUGUUCUUGAAGGGCAUUAGGUAGAUAUUUCUCCAUUCUCUGUAACUGUUUGGUACCACUUAUUGGAGCAAGGAAAUCUGUUGUCUGACAUGUGGAUCCUCGCAAGACACCUGGACCCCUGUGGAGGCUAAAAUAAAGUCCAUGAAAUUUACCAUUCUGUUUGAAAAUAUUUUGGAUGUUGUUGUUGCAAAAUAGUACGAUAUGAAAGAUCAUUACUCGUACAGAGCAGGGGGGUCUUCACAGGGACACAGAGACCUAUGUUAUAGUCCGGAAACCUUCCAGAUGGGGACAUGAAGCACAUCCGUGCUAGAGAUUAUCAGCAAUAGCACUAAGAGCAAUGUGUGCAGAAAACCAAUUGGGUGACUGACUGGGGAUGUUUGCAUCUAUAGAUCCCAGCUACUGAAUGUUACACAUUUGCUUCCUUGGUCUUAAACAAUUUAAAGUAUAUUUUCACUUUCACUAGAGUAAUUUAUUGGGUACAUGAAGUUAUCUUAAUAUAUUGUGCCUCACCGAAUAAUCGAAAUCACUUUAAAACCAAGGGAAAGGGGAAACCACUAUAAUUUCAUCCAUUAUCUUUAGAGUAAAGUACAAGUGCACACUGUAUAUUAACUUUAUCUCAUGUUUUAAGAUAUGUGUAUACAUAUGUAUCAUCAUCUUCGAAACUCCAUAACCAGUUUGUUGUACUACAAUGUAGUAAAUGUUUAUUGUUUGGUUACUGUUGAUUACUACACCAAUGCAGGACAUUGCUUUAAAGAUGGAUCUUUAUUGAGGAUAUGUACAAGUAUUUCUUAGUCAUGCUGUGGAAUUCAUUAGUAUGUACCAAAUACAGGUAUGUAUUCUUAGGAAAGGUCUAUAUUCAAUACUCAUGAGUUUAUUGGAUCAAUGCUUCUUAGUCUCAACCUAGAGGCGCAGUUCAAGGCCAGUUUUCAUGCUUUAUCAUUGGGGCAGAACAGGUAAUCAUUCAAAACAGAAGUUAAAAGUGAAGAACACCUGAAAAGUCACUUAAUUUGGGUCCACAUGUAACAGAUAAAAAGUUAAUUCAAAGGUGAAUCACCUAUUUAACUCAUGUCUUGCCAUUCAUUGAAAAACAAAGAAUGCUGACAAAUACAGAAACACUAACGGGUUUUAACCCUAAGUACAUUAGAUAUGUUAUUUGACCUUGGAAUUAAUACUUCUUGUGCCUUGAAUUCAUUUUUGUCAAAUAGUUAGUUUUUGAAUAUUAGUAAAAUAUAUAUAUUUUUAUAUGGUAUCACGGACAAGGGUAUAUUCAGUGUCUAGUCGUCUGAAAUGAGAAAUAAAGGGAAUAAAUAAGGGUUUAAUGUGAGAUAUUCGACUUAUUGCCAGUGGCUAACUGAGGAUGUUGAGAAGAGUAGUUGGCAAAAGGCGACAAGGAGAUUGGUCCAUGUUAAAUUUCCUCUGCCGCAGGCGACUAAUAUCCUGCAAUUGCUUUCCCCGCCGGUGGGAAUACAUGCGCGUCGCUCUGUUUUGUCCUAAAUUGCCUGAAGUUGCCCAAUGUAGUUGUUUACCAGUAUGGCAGCUGCACUGGUUUUUUUCUUCUUAUAUUUUUCAUAAUGAUUACUAAAAAACAAAGAAAUGUGAGGAUUUGAGUCAGUGCCAAAAUAUUUGCAAUGGCUUCUGAGAAUCUGUUAUACAAACAAAAAAUCUUAUAUGUAUCAAAUAGGAGUGUGUUGUGCAAACAUGCAAAUACAUUUGAAAAUGUUUAAUAUUUGUAUAUCAACAUUUCUACUUUGUUUAUACACUUGAAUCAAUAAAAUAAGCCUAGGAGACUGAA
Molecule: messenger RNA, 3209 nt
Organism: Xenopus laevis (African clawed frog)
Lineage: Eukaryota; Metazoa; Chordata; Amphibia; Anura; Pipidae
Gene: p2rx4.L
Product: purinergic receptor P2X, ligand gated ion channel, 4 L homeolog
Exons: 12
Coding region: 124-1263 (379 amino acids)
Biological process (GO): purinergic nucleotide receptor signaling pathway; monoatomic cation transmembrane transport; excitatory postsynaptic potential
Cellular component (GO): postsynapse; lysosomal membrane; membrane
Molecular function (GO): extracellularly ATP-gated monoatomic cation channel activity; monoatomic ion channel activity; ATP binding
Source: RefSeq, a predicted model, not a curated record